CUUUUGCUGCUGGGAGGUUGAUUAUGUACACUUUUCCAGACAAAGCCAAAAAGUUCUACAAUAAAUUGUUGAAAAGGGCUAAAGAUCCCGGAGUAUGUGCUGCAAUCAAAGCUCACUGUGGAAAUCUCUAUGCAUUAGGAACAAAUAAUAACUGGCAGCUUGCGGAACAAACUUUGGACUCAGCAUUGUCAGUCCUAAGAGAAAGAAACUUGGCUUAUUUCUACAGAUGGGCAGCAGUGAGAAAGGGCAUCAUACUACAGAGACAAGGAAAAAAUCAGGACGCUCUACGUUAUUUUAGAGAUGCAAUAGAGAGCAAAAUACCUCAUCACUUUGGAGAUGUCUCAGAGAGUCUGAAGGUUCCAGAAUUUCUCGUGAAGGAAGAGAAUUUCACUGCUGGUAUUUACGAAACCAUUCCUUUAAUAUUCACAGGCCAUGAAAAUGAAGCUUUAAAUAAACUUUUCCCACUACUGCAUGACCUCGAGAGCGAGAAGGAAAACGUCCAUCCGCAGUACGCUGUUCUCUUAAACAACAUUGGCCUGGCCUUUGAGAGAGGUGAAGAUUUGCCGAAUGCUUUGAAAUGGUAUAAGAAGUCAUUAGAAGUACGGCGCCGGUUAGGAAAGAUAACUCCGUACAUUCUUGUGAUAUCUUUAAAUAACAUAGCCAUGCUUACUUACAAACUCUCCAAAGACAAAGACUCCUUGAGGGACUGUCAAAAAUAUCUUCAUGAAGCCUUGGACAUACUGCAAGAAACCAACUGGCACUUUAAUGAUAGAGCUUUAACAUUAAAUCAUCUUGCUGAGAUCAAUACACAGAAAAAGGACUAUUUCAAAGCUUUUCAAUUCAACAUGAAAGCAUGUAAAGUUCUACAAGAAAAUGCCAAAAACAAUGGACACAGACUCAAAGUUCUCUUGGACCUUGCACAUUUAAGGAUAGUUCUUGGAAUACAGAAAAAGCAAUUAGAGUAUUCAGAACCUGAGUUCAGCAAAAUGGAUCUUUUAAAACUGCCUGAAGAGUAUAUGCAAGAUAUUUUGGACUUCGAGAGCGCAAACAGAGGAGACAGCUUCGAUUUCUUAUCCAACUAUCUUUUGGCCUGCGUGCAUGGAAUGCUGCUGCACGCUGGGUACUCCAAGGAUGGUUUUGAGAAGUACAAGUCCUGUUUCCUGAAGCACAGAGAGUCCGUGGAGAAGCAAUCCCACAUCAAGGUAGAGGUCAAGAAACUGAUCCUCUCAAAGUAUGACUUAGUGUAUCGUUACGUAACAGAAACUGUGACAGAAAAUAUUGACCCUAGAAAGAUUCAUGGUUUUGUUAUUGAGGCUUGUGUGUACUGUCAAAUAUUAUGUAAGGAUGUACGAAACUAUGCGUGGAACAAAUCCUUACGGCUUAUUGAAAGUAUAGGUCACGUGACUUCAUUAAGUGAAGAUUUCUGUGCUAACGAAGGACACGUUGACCUUAGGGUGUGUUAUAAGUCUGAACCUGGCGACAGAACACAAGAAGCUGUCGGCGACUCAGUUAGUGACACGGUCUGCAACCAAUCGGAAACUGAAAGUGUCCCUGACGAACCGUCUCAGAAAGACGAAACUAUUUCCGUAACGGUUUGUAACAUGUCUGUAACAGAGGAGGCAAUCUCAGUAACUAGCUCACAAUCGUAUUGCUCGAUCUCUGCGAGCGUGACAUCCGUCGUGAACCCAUCCAUUAGUGAAACAAGCGAUGUCUCUAGUGAGACGGAAAGUCUCACCCGUUUUGUUCUCAAUGUCUCCAAGUCAGAGGAAGAUGAAGUAAGUGUCAACAGUAACUAAAGGGAGACAAACUAGCUAAUCUGAACUUAUACUAAACGUUUAAAGCAUGAAACACAGAUUAAUACUUUGAGGGUAUUAAAGUGCUAGCAAGUAUAUUCGAUUACACAACUGCCUACCUGCAGUGAAUUCAGAUAAACGCUUGUGUUACUAUGAAUAGUGAAAAACAUGGGAGACUAUAAUACUAAGGGAGGUAAUUUUCCUGUAUAUUUAAAAAAUUGUUAUGCAAACUUUUUAUUCUGAAAAAAUGUUUUUAAAAAAAUAUUUCUAUUACUAAAUUAAGUAU
Messenger RNA from Biomphalaria glabrata, 2079 nucleotides. RefSeq lists its product as uncharacterized. Gene Ontology annotation, molecular function: protein binding. The transcript is spliced from 7 exons. The record is from RefSeq and is a predicted model, not a curated record. The coding region runs from base 24 to 1796 and encodes 590 amino acids. Lineage: Eukaryota; Metazoa; Mollusca; Gastropoda; Planorbidae.